This is a messenger RNA of Coffea arabica (coffee), 534 nucleotides long. Lineage: Eukaryota; Viridiplantae; Streptophyta; Magnoliopsida; Gentianales; Rubiaceae. The record is from RefSeq and is a predicted model, not a curated record.
AUGGGCCAAGGGGGGCCUGGAGGGCCUAGGAACUUUGGUCCCACCAAUACAGGGGACAUACCCCCCAAUAACAUGGGAGGUGGUGCACCCAAUAGGGGUGGCAUGCCACCCAACAACCUCGGUGGCAUGCCAUCCAAUAACAUGGGAGGACAACAAGCACCGGGCUACAUGGGACAGCAACCGUCAAACUACAACAUGGGACAACAGCCACCAUCCUACAACAUGGGACAACAGCCACCAAACUACAACAUGGGACAGCAGCCACCACACUAUGGGGGACAACAGCCACCAAACUAUGGGGGACAACAGCCCCCAUCAAGCUAUAUGGGCGGAAAUCAGCACAACAUGGGAGGUGUGCCAAACAAUGCAGAAAAUUUCCAAUAUGAUAAUGCACCGAAGAGUGGAGGAGCACCUUAUCAACCUGGUCCUGGGCCGAAUCAGAACAAUUAUGCACCAAACGUGGCUGGUGGAAAUCCUUACCAGAACCAGAACAUGCCUGGAAGGGAUAUUCCACCGCCUCAAAACUAUCAAUAA